Messenger RNA from Lucilia cuprina (Australian sheep blowfly), 675 nucleotides. RefSeq names its product jerky protein homolog-like. The record is from RefSeq and is a predicted model, not a curated record. Gene Ontology annotation, cellular component: nucleus. NCBI's taxonomy places the organism in Eukaryota, Metazoa, Arthropoda, Insecta, Diptera, Calliphoridae. Gene Ontology annotation, molecular function: DNA binding. The transcript is spliced from 2 exons.
AUGUUGCCAAAGAAAACAUAUGUUCACAGUGAAGAAAAAUCUGCUCCUGGUAGAAAAUUGUCAAAGAAGAGAUUGACAUUUUUAGUGUGUGUAAAUGCUGCUGGAACUAAAAAAAUUUAACUUUUUAUAAUAGGAAAGGCUAAAAAACCGAGAUCUUUUCGGAACAGAAUUCUUCCUAUUGAGUACGAAAACUCUAAAUCUGCUUGGAUGAAUUCAGCUCUGUUCAAAAAAUGGUAUUUUGAUAAAUUUAUUCCAGAAGUAGAGACAUUUUUAAGAGAAAAGAAACUGCCAAUUAAAGCUCUUCUAAUAUUAGAUAACGCUCCAAGUCAUCCACCGGCAGAUGAACUGGUUCAUGAUACUAAAGAUGGACAGAUUUGGGUAAUGUAUAUGCCCCCCAAUGUAACUCCACUAAUACAGCCCAUGGACCAGAAUGCAAUUAGGCUCUUAAAACUGCAUUAUCGUAACAGUUUACUGUCAAAAAUUGUAUCUUCCAACGAAAAUUUAGAAACGUCCCUCAAACAAACCACUUUAUUUGAAGCCGUUUCAUUGGUUGCCUUAGCCUGGGAAAAAGUAUCCAAUGACUCCAUAAAGAAAUGUUGGAAACAAAUUUUGGGCGAUGACAAUUUUGAGGACGAGGAUGAUAUUCCAGUGCGUGACAUGAUCAGUAGUGCGUGA